Messenger RNA from Herpailurus yagouaroundi (jaguarundi), 3482 nucleotides. RefSeq names its product neuronal pentraxin 1 (gene NPTX1). NCBI's taxonomy places the organism in Eukaryota, Metazoa, Chordata, Mammalia, Carnivora, Felidae. The record is from RefSeq and is a predicted model, not a curated record. The transcript has 3 exons. The coding region runs from base 74 to 658 and encodes 194 amino acids. Gene Ontology annotation, biological process: axonogenesis involved in innervation.
GUCCUUCCCAGGUCAGAAGGACAACCGUCCUGGAGACAAAUUCCAGCUCACAUUCCCACUGCGGACCAACUACAUGUAUGCCAAGGUGAAGAAGAGCCUGCCGGAGAUGUACGCCUUCACGGUGUGCAUGUGGCUUAAGUCCAGCGCCGCGCCCGGGGUGGGCACCCCCUUCUCCUACGCCGUGCCUGGCCAGGCCAACGAGCUGGUUCUCAUUGAGUGGGGCAACAAUCCCAUGGAGAUCCUCAUCAACGACAAGGUGGCCAAGCUGCCCUUUGUAAUCAAUGAUGGCAAGUGGCAUCACAUCUGUGUCACCUGGACCACCCGGGACGGGGUCUGGGAAGCCUACCAGGACGGCACCCAGGGUGGCAAUGGCGAGAACCUGGCGCCCUAUCACCCCAUCAAGCCCCAGGGUGUGCUGGUGCUGGGCCAGGAGCAGGACACCCUGGGUGGUGGGUUUGAUGCCACCCAGGCGUUCGUGGGCGAGCUGGCCCAUUUCAACAUCUGGGACCGCAAGCUGACCCCCGGGGAGGUAUAUAACCUCGCCACCUGCAGCACCAAGGCCCUCUCCGGCAACGUCAUCGCCUGGGCCGAGUCCCACAUCGAGAUCUACGGCGGGGCCACCAAGUGGACAUUCGAAGCCUGUCGCCAGAUCAACUGAGGCUCCUGGCGGCCGAGCCUCCCGCCCCUCGGGCCGGCCCGCCCGCCUCCCCCCUGCUUGUGCGGUGGCGACCUGUCUUGUGUCUCCUUCUCUCCCUCUCCCCAGGAGCGACUCAGGCCCUCCCCCUCGCACGCGCUCGCACGCAGCCUGGUUUGUCCUUGUGCCCGGGAAGCAGGUCCCGCUGCCCCCCCCCCCCCAGGAGCCCACGCCCCGGGCCUCAGGCCUGCUUGUGCUCCCGCGGGCGCGGUGCGGAUGUAGGUGAGACAGCGUGUGUGUCUCCGGGUGUGUGUCUGUGGGGACGAGCGAGGUGGUCUGUGUGCUGCGGGGAGAAUCUCACGACUGGUGGGAAGACUCUAGUAGCUGCCCGCGGGCCCCCGUGGGUGGCCCGUGUGGCUUCUUCAACACACGCGCUUGUCUUUGUUUGCAAACCUUUUCCGGGGGCGCAGUUCUCCACCGGUAAAAUAAAUGUCUUCUGGUGGUUUGUUUGCUCGGGGCCGGGGCCCUCCCCUCAGAGAAUUUCUCUUUUGUCAUAGGAGUGGAUUCUCUCUUGCUCUCCGGGGGUGGGCAGAGGUGGGGGGGUGGCCCCGGGAACCGGGCACCCCACCCCCACCCCCGGUGCCCGGCCAGCAAGCUUACAGUUGGCAUCCGAGGGCAGCGGUGCUGGGCCUGGGAAGCUGCUUUGCUGGCUCUGGCCCAGGACAGCGCCUCAGCCCCCAGUCUGCUUGCCUCCUAGCCCCCUUCGAGGCUGGGAUCUGUCCCCCUCUUUUGGCUGCCGGCUGGUGCCCCUGAGAGAGGAGUGUCCCUCCCACAGUCCAGGAAGUCUUGGCUUCCGGCCGUGGGAGACCAGAGGGUCCUCCAAGGAGGCAGGGCCUCCAGAGGCCUCUCACGGGGAGCCAGACUCAGACACGGCCAGCCAGCCCCCCCCCCCUUCUUUCCAGGGCUCAGGUCCUGGAGCAGCCGCCAGCGUGUCACCGGCUGGUGACACCGAGACACGACCAGCGUCCAGACCUUUAACUUUAUUCUCCCCCGUGAAAAGCAAACAUACACAUUUCCUUCUAGUCCUUCCGAGGCGGGGAGAAAAUGUGUGUGUGUGUGUGUGUGUGUGUGUGUGUGUGUGUGUGUUGAGAGAGAGAGAGAGAGAGAGAGAGAGAGAGAGAAGAAGCACACUAAGACAGAUCAUACCCAAGGCGAGGUGAGCUCCCUGCUGGGUUCCAUCUGGGGGUCACACGCCUUGAGGGCACCCUGGGUUCUGUCACCAGGAGUCUAAUUAGCAAAAGGCUGGCGAGUCUUUCUAGAAAUUCUACCGCACUGCCUGGCUCAUCUACAGCUGCAGACAUUUCUUCCGGAGGCGCAGGUGUGCCUUCAGGGACACCUGUCUCCUUAAACGCAGGUCCGUGUUGCGUCGGGAACCGCGUGCGUCUGUGUGUGUCUGUGUUGGUGUCUCCGUGUUUGUGUCCCCGUGGUGUCGCCACGGCACCCGGUCGCCGUUCCGCGGCGCGUCGCUCUUGUCUGGAGGGUGCGGGCCAGGCGCAACGCUGUGUGCCGUGGCUCAACAGUGGCUUUCUCUGAGAACCCUGUGCUUCGUCCCAGCCCGUCGGGUCGUGGCGUCUCUGGAUCUGCAGGGAUCUUCUCCGUUUGCAUGUUCCUUGGGGUGGCGUGUCCCUUGCUCCUUCAGUCUGAUGUGUGUCCCCUGCCUGCAUGGACUUCUGGUUCUGUGUUGUGUGCCCAGUGCUACCCAUUGUUCCGUGACCAUCCGUGUAGCUACCGAAAAUGGCCGGAUAAACAAGCCACGGGUGUCGGGGGAGGUCAAGGGAGGGAUCCGUUUCCCUCUCCCCGUCCCCACUCCCCAAACACACCAAGAAGUAUUUUUUAACAUGUAGGUUGACAAGGAGCCUAAACAGAGCCCAUGGUUGGGACAGAGCGAGAGCUUGGAAUCACCCCUCGAGACCAGAUUGGCCCCACCCCCCACUUCAGCCACCUCCGAGCCGUUGCUUAGGCAAAGGCCCAGAGGGUGCUGGGUGCUCUCCUGUCAGCACCUCCCACCAGCCCCUGCCGAUCGGCCGGACCCCAGACCACCUUCUGCCCCCGCCGCGGGCGUGGUGGGAGCCGUCCGUUUAGGACCACAAGCCAUCCUCUGCCCUAACUAGAGAUGGGCAGAGCAUACCCCUAGACGCUUAUGCCUACGUCCCUCUGGCCUCCUGACCCCGUUCACCUUCCUCGCCCUCCUCCCCUGAAGCACCCACGGUGCCAGGGACGGAGGCUGGCAUCUGGCUCCCUCCCCGCCCCCAGCCGGAACGCGUGCCAAGCCCCUUGACUCCCUCACUGUGUUAACACUUGGCACUUUGCUGGCCCCGAGAAAGGUCGAUUGACAGGCACAAAUGUAUCCCACGUAGUGUUCAUGUACUCCUUAAUCUGAUCGACGCUCCCUCUUGCACUGAAUAACCCACACCUAUCUCAGGUAAGCCAUUUUAUAAAAUAGGAAGAAACCCAGCACUGCGGAGGCAGUGUCUGCUCUUCUGAGCUGGUGUCCCACAGAACCCCGGGCGUCCGGGGCCGGGGAGCUGCCGCCAGGGGCGCCCCGGGCCCUCGGGGCUUAGAUCCCACUUGAAUCGUAAGCCUUCCUGCUUUUGAUAACACAGUAUUAUUUCUCUUACUGUAGAAGAAAAAGUUUAUUACCAAACGAGUAUUUUUAUGAAAGAAAAGGACAAACCUAUAAAUUAACUCAACCUAUAUCUCCCUUGAAAACACUUUCAGGCUCCGCCAAAACGUAGGACUGAAAGCGUGUAUUUUGGAAGAAAGAGAUACAUUUUGUAUGCUUUCUUUU